Panonychus citri (citrus red mite) is the source of this 1352-nucleotide messenger RNA. Its product is annotated as RNA/RNP complex-1-interacting phosphatase homolog. Gene Ontology annotation, molecular function: polynucleotide 5'-phosphatase activity; protein tyrosine/serine/threonine phosphatase activity. The transcript is spliced from 3 exons. The coding region runs from base 339 to 944 and encodes 201 amino acids. NCBI's taxonomy places the organism in Eukaryota, Metazoa, Arthropoda, Arachnida, Trombidiformes, Tetranychidae. The record is from RefSeq and is a predicted model, not a curated record. Gene Ontology annotation, biological process: protein dephosphorylation.
UGAUUCUCAAGCUUUUCAAUUUGGCUUUUAAUUGCUCUACAAUUAAUCCACUUCUAUAAUCAAUUUAGUUGAUAUAAUUUUGCCUCUCUUGCAAAAAUAGAUUAUCCGUCAUCUAGUAAUCGAUCAUUGUUGUUAAAUCUGUUGGUUUUAUUAUCUGUUUACUCUUCUAAAUCAAUUUUCUCACUAAUCUGAAAAUCUAUUUAUAAAUCUUAUUGUUUUUUUUUAUUGCUAAUUAACAAUUAAUUUCUCAUUGUUUUUAAUAAGCUAUUUAGUUCUCAGGAUUAUCUUCUCUUGUUUCAUCUCUUCUUACCAUAGUGCAAUUAUCUUGAAUCAUCAAAAUGGUCGCUAAUCGAGGUAACAAAAGACGCAAAAUGGAAAAGUGGUUACGUUUCAGUAGGUAUGGAGAUCCAAUUCCAAACAGUCCGUUUGUGGCCUUUAAAGUUCCGAUUGAGAGUUCGGUAUGGCCUUUACAAGUUGGAGAUCGAUUCAUGUUUGAUGAUCUAUUCAGAAUCUAUCCAGACAUUGGCCUUGUCAUUGAUCUAACGGCAACAACAAAAUAUUACGAUCCUGUGAUUGUGCUUCGUUAUGGUUCAUCUUAUCGAAAGAUUUCAAUACAAGGACAUGGAACUCUUCCUAAUUAUCAAGCUAUUUCGACAUUCAACCAAGUUGUCGAUCAUUUCUUAAGAUUCAAUCGUAAUAAAUUGAUUGGUGUCCAUUGUACCCACGGUGUUAACAGAACUGGUUAUCUCAUCUGUCAAUAUAUGAUGACCAGAUACAGAAUGUCCGCUCGAACAGCAAUCAACACAUUCCGAGUUGGAAGACAUCAUCAAAUUGAAAGACAAAAUUACGUCAAUGCCUUAUACAAAUUGGAAGAUGAUUUAAGACGACCAACCAUUCGACGGACUGACCAUCGACAUCGCCAUGAAUUAACAUCGAGAAGAUAAUCAGUUACAAUUAUAAUCGUCUACUGAUAACCAAUUAACACAAUUCGUCUGUGUUAAACUAAAUUAAGUUUAAUUGUUACUCCUACUGGAAAACAAAUGAUGCCCCCAACGACCAACAAAAUUCAUCAUAAACAUCAACAAUUUUGAUGAUGAAACUAAUUAAUUCAACCCAAUAUGAAUGACAAUUUGAUUCUAAUCAAUUCAAUAUUAUCUAUAUUCAACUAUUCAAGCAUUUUGAUUGUUUUCACCAGAAUCAUCAACUUGAUCAACUAAUUAUCCUUUUCCAAGAAGUCACUAUCAUGCAAAUGUAACUUACUGUGAUUUAAUUAAAUUGUUAAAAAAAACAAAUAACAAUUAACAAGGAAAAAAGUAAAAUAAAAUAAAUGAUUAUUUUUAAAUUUUCACAAA